UUAAAACGUAAAUCGAGCGCGGGUGCAUAUUUUCGCUAAUAUGUCGACUCGACGGGCGCAUUCACUGCCGCCUCAUAUGCUAGAUGAAAAGCCGACGCGCGGAAAAUGCAUUACUGCGAUUUGCUUCUCAUGGAAGGUGAUUUCAUGCGUGGUGUCGCACGUGAUUUUGGUGUUGUUGGUGGUCUCUUAUUGCGUUGGAGGAGCUUAUCUAUUUCAACACCUGGAAAAACCGCACGAAAUCGAAGUGAAGAGGGAUAUCCAAUACCUGCGACUCAAUUUAACGGACAAAAUUUGGCGCUUUUCCGAUAAUGCCUCUGUGCUCUCCGAAAGCGAUUGGAUUUCAAAUGUAAAGAAGGAUUUGGCUGGUUUCGAAACACAAAUAGUGACCGCUAUUAAAACAAAUGGUUGGGAUGGUGAUGAGGACGUUACAAAGUCGCAAUGGACUUUUGCUGGAUCACUUUUUUAUUCGAUCAUCGUUAUAACUACCAUAGGAUAUGGACACAUAUCGCCACGGACGGACUGGGGUAAAGUGACAACAAUUUUUUACGCUAUUGUGGGUAUUCCUCUAAUGCUGCUGUGCCUUUCUAAUAUCGGCGAUGUGAUGGCCACUUCUUUUAGAUUCAUAUACUGGCGCGUUUGCUGCUAUGUAUGCACGCGCGCUGCGCGGCGCCCACGUCGUCCGCGUCAGCGCUCCAGCCGAGGUCAGCGUUACGCGUCCCGUUCUCAACCGCCGCCAAUACGGCGAUCUAUCCGUCUUACGCACCGCUCGGUAGCCGAUUCCGGUUUCGGUAACUCGGUUGGCCUACCGCACGCCCACUCUGAUCCUGAAUUGCGCAGCGGGCGUCACGACUACGAAGGCGGACGCAGCAGUGGUCGACGCCACCAACACAUCAGCAGUCCACAGCGCAGCCGCCACAUACCGCCUUACCAAUACGAGCAACAGUCCUACGAUGAAGGACCGCGGCAAACACAAACUCUCAACCGCGGCUCAAGAUUCGGGCGCAGCAUGCGUAAUCGCGAAAGCUUACGUGGCCGACACACUGUCGAGCGUGAGCGCUAUGUUGGACACUCCCGACAGCGGCUUGGUUCGUGUGAAGAUCUAGGUGGACCGCCGAUUCCGCCGCCCUCGAAACGUUCGUUCAGCAUGCGAUCGGUGCGCGCGUCNCUAAUUUUCUUUUUUAUAUAG
Molecule: messenger RNA, 1186 nt
Organism: Rhagoletis zephyria (snowberry fruit fly)
Lineage: Eukaryota; Metazoa; Arthropoda; Insecta; Diptera; Tephritidae
Product: potassium two pore domain channel subfamily K member galene
Biological process (GO): potassium ion transmembrane transport; stabilization of membrane potential
Cellular component (GO): plasma membrane
Molecular function (GO): outward rectifier potassium channel activity; potassium ion leak channel activity
Source: RefSeq, a predicted model, not a curated record